This is a messenger RNA of Tribolium castaneum (red flour beetle), 935 nucleotides long. Its product is annotated as serine protease H111. NCBI's taxonomy places the organism in Eukaryota, Metazoa, Arthropoda, Insecta, Coleoptera, Tenebrionidae. Gene Ontology annotation, biological process: proteolysis. The transcript has 6 exons. Bases 83 to 859 code for a protein of 258 amino acids. The record is from RefSeq and is a predicted model, not a curated record. Gene Ontology annotation, molecular function: serine-type endopeptidase activity.
AACAUAAGAUAAAAGAUAGAAAUUUGAUAGAUAAACUAUAAGUGAUUUCAAAUUCGCGAUUCUACAUCAGUACCCAUCAACAAUGAAUCUUUCAAUUUUCGUUUCCUGUUUAAUAAUUGCCUUUUCAGCUCGGCCUUUAGCCGCAAAGCCUGGAGUUCGCAUAAUUGGAGGAGACGAUGCACCCGCAGGACAUUUCCCUUUUGCUGCAGCAAUUCACAUACAAACUGAAACCAGUAAAUUCUUCUGUGGUGGAGCCAUAAUCGACCAUCAAUGGAUAAUAACUUCGGCACAUUGCGUCAAUGGUGCUAUUCUCUUUACCAUUCAGAUAGGUUCAAACAGCCUCACAGCUCCAGACCCUGAACGGGUGACUCUCGCCUCUUCUGAAUAUGUUAUUCACCCAAAUUUCGACCCAGAUCGCAUUGAAAAUGACAUUGCUUUGAUCAAACUCAGAAUGCCAGUCGCAUACACUUGGACCAUCCAGCCCAUCUAUUUACCUCCAGUUAGUCUAUUGAACAAUACCCAAGUCACAGUUCUUGGUUGGGGCCAAACCAGUGAUUCCGAUUCGUCACUUUCCGAGCACCUUAAAUUCGUUAAAGCGACAAUUUUAUCAAACGCUGAGUGCCAGUUGAUUUAUGGAAGUCAAAUUUCUGACACUAUGGCCUGUGUUGAGGGCAAUUUUAACGAAGGGACUUGUCGGGGUGAUAACGGUACUCCAAUGGUUGAGUACGUAAGUCGAUCGUUUUGGAUUGUUGGAGUUGCAAGUUUUAUUAGCGGAAAUGGGUGCGAAAGCACUGAUCCUUCAGGAUACACGAGGAUCUUCCCUUAUUUAGAUUGGAUUAGAAAUGUCACAGCGUCUUAACUGUAACAGUUUUAUUAUCAUAUUUGUGGCAUUAACUCAAUAAUAUAAUAAAUGAUUAAAGAUUAUUACACAUAAA